AUCUAGUUACAACUAUCUAUGGUCCGAGGUGAUGCGAAAGAGUGGGGGCGGGGACUUUAUUUAUUCAUAUUCAUAGAUCCGCAUAUACUAAAUGAGGAAAGGGUGUUGAGUUAAAUUCAAGCUGUUUUACACCAUGAAAAAUUACUUUGACAGGUGGCACUUUUAUAUAUGCUGUUAUGAUGCUCAAAGAUGAGUUUUAUUUGAUAAAAUUCUUGACUAAAGGGAGACUUUAAAGUAGUUAUGUGUUGCCAUUUUGUGUUUGCUGCAUUGUGGAGACCCCCCAUAAAACUCGAUUCAACGGGUAAGAUAUUUGAUAAACCACAAAACUGUGACGACAAAGGAAAUCCUUUAGAUCUUGGUGGGCGGAGACAUCAGAGCACAACACAUAUCAAGCCUUAUAUGAAAUAACAAAUCAUUCUUUCUUCAGUUGAACAAGAGGGGCAUUUAUUACAUCUCUUUUCUUACUUUUUUCUUUUUUUUGGUUCUCAUCCAGUCCACUUAUUUGAGCAGGGAGCUGAGAAGUUUAUAAGUUGGUUUAUCUAUAUAAGUGGAAGUGAUCCAGAGAUGAAAGGACUGAUAAAUCUUCUGUUUCAAGGUGUUCUGCUGUAUGAGACUUUGGCUUGGGAAGUGAGAAUACCAACAGAAAUUCAUGGCCUCAAAGGUUCCUGUCUGGUUAUACCGUGCUCUUACUCUUACACUUCAUACCCACCAACUAACCCACGUAGAGUUGUGUGGUAUCAGUAUGUGUCGAGUGGCUACCCAAUAGUUUGUGAUCCCUUGAAUCCAGGCGAUGUUAUUGACAAGUUCAGAGGAAAAACUGAUAUAUAUAGGCAUACAAACUCAGAUCGGGAUUGUAGUCUGCUGAUCAAAAGCGUGGAUCCGUCUCACAAUGGAGAAAAAUUAUAUGCAUGGAUUGACCCAGAAAAUGUUGGAAAGAGCACCUAUACGUUUUAUGAUGUCACCUCCACGAUUAUUGUUGACACAAAUCCACAGCAGCCCAUCAUUAAUAUUUCUGGAGGUGCAAAGAUCCGUGACAGCAUUACAGUAGAGUGUUACACCUUACACACCUGUCCAUACAGAAAACCAAACAUCAUUCUGAGGGGUAUUGAAGGAUCUGAUAAAAUAGAUGAUGUUCCUAUGGAAAAUGGUCGAUGGAAAACCACUCUGACACGCACCGGUGUUGUGAAGGCUGAACGCUCAGAUAUUGAGUGUACUGUAACACAUCAUGGAGGCAUAACAACAAGAGCUACAAAAUCACAAAGUGCAAAUUGUGUCCAUUCUAGUAUAACCAUUGAACCUGAACUGGCAGCAGAUAUCAUAGAGGGUGUUGAUAUGAACUUCACUUGUACCGUCCACCAUUCCUGCCUGAAGAAUCCUCCGAUCCUCUCCUGGAACUAUGAGAACAUGCCGGUCAAAGAUGGAAAGAAACAACUAACAGGGUUUGAAUUGGCCACCUUUUCCACCAUAACCUUUCUGGGGGAAAAGAAAGAUGAUGGGAAGAAAUUAAUCUGCAUUACAAAUAUUUCUGGACAGAAAAUCACAGCAUCUGUCGACUUACAUGUACAACAUUAUUUAUCAGAGUCUCCAAAACCAGUGACUCCAGUCCAAGAUAAUAUAUCUGUUUCCCAGAAUGAACCCGAUGUGAUGACCUUUGACAUGAUGACAAUCGGCCUUUACAUUCUAGCCCCCUCAUUUGCCUUUCUUCUCAUUUGCAUAUUUGCUGGAGUCAUUAUAUACAAGAAGUGUAACAGGUCUUCAUCUGGUAAUCGACAAGAAUCACACCCAAAACAAAGCUGUACCUGUCCUGUAGGCUAUACAGGUACAUGUAGAUGACAGAUUUUAGCCUCAGUGCUGGAUAAUGUCUGACUGUGUAACUGCUAAAACCUUUCUGGAGAAGUGCUGAACAAUUCCGCUGCAGCUUUUUGUCUCCCCUUGUGAUGUCAGAAGGGGAUAAUACCGCCCUUUAAUCUGCACUAUCCAACCACGGCACUGCCAUUAAGUACAGAGAUCAGCUCAUUUGCAUGUUAAAUGACACACCCAGAAUGGCACAUUUUUGCACACACCUACAAAGUGACAAUUUUAACAUGCUAUAAUAAAUUAUCUGUGGGGUAUUUGAUCUAAAACUUCACAUACGUACUCUGGGGACACCAAAGAUUUAUUUGACAUCUUAAAAAAGUCUUGUGAAAUGUCACAUUUAAAUAAAAAAUAUUAGAAAUAAAAAGAAUGCAUGUGUGAUUCGAUGUUCAUAUAAAUCCAAGCAACAUUUGUUUUUGUGAAUUACUGAAUUUACCUUGAAGUAAACAGUUAUGUAAAUAAAAUCAUGUAAGCAAAUUAAAAUUCAGCUUUAAGAAAACAGUAUGCAUAAAGAAAAAAUAAUUUGUCCUAUGGUUAUGUUUUGGUUAUUAAUAAUGUCGUGACUGAGCAGUGUUUACUGCUUUGUUAAUAAAAAAAGUG
Paramisgurnus dabryanus is the source of this 2454-nucleotide messenger RNA. RefSeq names its product sialoadhesin-like. The record is from RefSeq and is a predicted model, not a curated record. Lineage: Eukaryota; Metazoa; Chordata; Actinopteri; Cypriniformes; Cobitidae.